AUGACUAAUGGGCAUUUCACAGUGUGUAUGUGUGUUGCUGGAAUUCCGGUGAGAUAUAAAUCGGUUUUAGACCUCACGGAGAAUGGAAACGCUGAAAUGAAGUUACAGCAAAUCAAACAGGAUCUUUGCAAGACAGGACAGUCAACAGCACCACAAAUCUUCUACCCAUUCGGUUCCUCAGCAGGAGACGCAAUAAACCCUGCUAUUGAUGAUGGAGGCUCUUCUGUUAUUACACUAAUUCCCUUUUUGUUUUUUGGACAAACAUACCAGCAGAUUUAUGUUAAUAAUAAUGGAGACCUUACAUUCAGCCAGGCUUUACCACAAUAUGUUCCCUACUCAUUUCCAGCUAAUGGAAGUAGGGAUAUUAUUGCUGGAUUCUGGGCUGACCUUAAUAACGGAGCAAGUGGAGUCAUCUCUUAUAAUCAAUACACUAAUGGAAGUGUUCUCACUCGCGCCACUCAGGAUAUCAACAAUUAUUUCCCAAAUCUGCCCUUCACUGCAUCUUGGGUUUUUGUUGCAACGUGGGAUAAAGUACCGUACCAUCUCUCUACAGCAGAAACAUCUUUUCAAGUGGUUUUAAUCUCAGGCAGUAAUUAUUCAUUUCUUCUGAUGAAUUAUGGAGAUAUUGCUGCAACAGGACGUACAGUGGAGGCUGGUUUUGACACAAUAAACUCCACAAACUACUUUGUGAUUCCUGGAUCAAACAAUGGGAGCUCUGUCUCCAACCUCAACACCUCUAGUAAUGUCAAUGUUCCAGGCCGAUGGGUCUUCAGGGUGGACGGUGGACCUCAGACAGCAUGUUUGUUUAAAUGUUUGGGAGGUGGACACAAACAGUGA
Messenger RNA from Danio rerio (zebrafish), 837 nucleotides. The record is from RefSeq and is a predicted model, not a curated record. Lineage: Eukaryota; Metazoa; Chordata; Actinopteri; Cypriniformes; Danionidae.